AUGAAAGGCACGAAGUACAAUCUCAAACAGCUUAAAAUGGACACUGUUUCUCCUGCAACUAGACUGCUUGUAUUCUCUAUCUAGGACAAACGGCGCCUUAUGUACCAAGUGCAAGAAGCUUUUGAACGUCAAAAAGAAGAAGAAAACCGCCGCCUUGAAAUUUUCAACAGCAAAGAAGAAGAACUUCGUGCAAGAGAUUUGGCUGUCCAAGAAAAAUUCGUCGAGUUUUCCAAAGUGAUCAACGAAAACGAAGCAAAACUCCAAAGAGCCAAAAACAGGAUCGAGGAAGAGAAAAAAGCAAUUGAGGCUAAACAGAAGAAAAAAGAAGAACUCGAGGCCAAAGUUGUCCAACUUAAAGAAAAAGCUGGAUCUUUAGAAGCACAAGUCCAGUCGAUGAAAAGGUAUGAAGAGUUUCUUGAAAAAGUCAGACUUAAAAAUCCAGAAGAGUUUACAGAUAUAAAUGAUAUUUUGAAUUUACAUACAAAGCUGAUUAAUGCAAAUAACCAGCUGAAACAGCAGCAAAAAGAGCUUGAAGAGGAAAACCAGAAAAUCAGGACAAUGAGAGAUCAGCUGGAGAAAAAGAAAAAAGAUGAGAUCAUGCAGCUAAAUAUUGAAAUUGCUCAGUUAAGCAAACAAUAUGAAGAUGUGGACUCCAAAAGGCUGGAUUUAACUAAACAAGUGGACGUUAAUAGUGCUUUAGCGACUGAGAAACAAGUGGAAAUAGGACAUAUUUUUAUGUAAUGGUUAUGCAGGGCUAUUGAUAAUUUGUAUAGAAGAUGCAAAGAAGGACCUAAUAUAAAUCACUAUAAAAAUCUAAAAGUCCAGCCUGCUUCUAAAGGUGAUGAUAUGAAUUCUAAAUCAAGUGAAGUUGUAGAGAAACUGAAAAUUAUAGAAGCUUAUCUUGCAGAUUUCAAAACUAUUGUUGAUCAGGCACCUAAACAUUUAAUUCAGAAUACGAAAACAGCUAAAUAUGUAUUCAAAUACUUGGUAAAAGAUGUUCAAGCUUCAUAUAUUAACGAAUAG
Blepharisma stoltei is the source of this 1023-nucleotide messenger RNA. The record is from the annotation of a GenBank genome assembly. NCBI's taxonomy places the organism in Eukaryota, Ciliophora, Heterotrichea, Heterotrichida, Blepharismidae.